GUAUCGUGUUUAAGAAGCGCGGCGGAGGCAAAGGCAAACCUAAGAGAAGAUCAGAAGAAGCGGAAAUGGUGAAGUUUUUGAAACCUAACAAGGCUGUCGUUGUUCUCAACGGCCGUUUCGCUGGGCGGAAGGCCGUGAUCGUAAAACAGUUCGAUGACGGAACUCGUGACCGUCCCUACGGCCACUGCCUCGUCGCUGGAAUCGCCAAAUAUCCGAAGAAGGUGAUUCGUAAAGAUUCAGCAAAGAAGACUGCGAAGAAGUCGCGUGUGAAGGCAUUUAUCAAGCUAGUGAACUACAACCACAUAAUGCCGACGAGGUACACUCUCGACGUCGAUCUCAAGGAUGUCGUCUCGGUCGAUGCUCUCCAGUCGCGCGACAAGAAGGUUACAGCUUGCAAAGAGACCAAAGCAAGGCUAGAGGAGCGGUUCAAGACCGGGAAAAACCGUUGGUUCUUCUCGAAGCUCCGAUUCUGAGUUGUUUUUCGUGUCAGGUUUUGUUACGUUUUUCCGAAUCUUUAGUUGAUGAAUGUUGAUGAUGAUAGACUGAUUAAUGCUAGUUUACUUGUAUCGAUUUUUGGUUGCAAAUCAAGAUACGUUUCAAGGAUUAGUUGUUUGUACCUCAUGCUUGUUUGUUGGAUUGGUUAUCGAUAUGAGUUUGUUCCUUUCAUCGUAUAA
Messenger RNA from Lactuca sativa (garden lettuce), 674 nucleotides. RefSeq names its product large ribosomal subunit protein eL27x. Lineage: Eukaryota; Viridiplantae; Streptophyta; Magnoliopsida; Asterales; Asteraceae. The record is from RefSeq and is a predicted model, not a curated record. Gene Ontology annotation, cellular component: ribosome. Gene Ontology annotation, biological process: translation. Gene Ontology annotation, molecular function: structural constituent of ribosome.